AUGGUCUUGCAGCAUAUCUUGGUACUUGUUACCCAGCUUUUUACACCUCUGUGCCUAUUACUGCCAAUGGUCCUACAAAUUUGGCUUAAUUUGGCUUCUGGAACUAUAAGUAGUGCGAGUCCUUCCCCACCACCUGUUGGAAACGGAGACAUAAUGUUGCUUCUGGAACCGGGCCGCCAUCCUCCUCGGCUGUUCACUUCUUUUCUUGUGAUCCAGUAUUGGUUCCAUCUGAUAAUUCAUGGGUUCCUGGUGUUGUUGGUGAAGUUAGACGAGGAAUGGGAAGCCAACACUCUCUUGGAGAAUCAAAUGCUGUUAACUCAGCCAAGAACAAACUAUAACUGCUGCUUCUGA
Molecule: messenger RNA, 351 nt
Organism: Vicia faba (fava bean)
Lineage: Eukaryota; Viridiplantae; Streptophyta; Magnoliopsida; Fabales; Fabaceae
Source: the annotation of a GenBank genome assembly